Molecule: messenger RNA, 2599 nt
Organism: Amblyraja radiata (thorny skate)
Lineage: Eukaryota; Metazoa; Chordata; Chondrichthyes; Rajiformes; Rajidae
Product: chromobox protein homolog 1-like
Exons: 6
Coding region: 99-698 (199 amino acids)
Cellular component (GO): nucleus
Source: RefSeq, a predicted model, not a curated record
CCCCCCCCCCAACCCCACCUUCCCACAGACCCGUCUCUCCCCCCCCCCCCUCCCCCCGCGCCCCGCCGGCGCCGGCGCCCAGCAUCUGCAGCGAGAACAUGGCCUCCGCCUCGCUUCUCAAUUUAAGACUGGACACCGUGGGGAAAAAGCCGAACAAGAAGAAAGCGGAGGAGGUUCUGGUGGAGGAGGAGGAGGAGGAGGAGUACGUGGUGGAGAAAGUGCUGGACAGGCGCAUAGUGAAGGGCAAGGUGGAGUACCUGCUCAAAUGGAAAGGAUUCUCGGAUGAUGACAACACGUGGGAGCCGGAGGAAAACCUGGACUGCCCCGACCUCAUCGCAGAAUUCCUGCAGUCCCAGAAAAUAGCAAACGAUGGCGUGGAUAAAACAGAGGGACCAAAGCGGAAAGCAGAGUCUGAUACGGAAACAGAGGAAAAUAAAAACAAGAAGAAGAGGGAGGAGCAGGAGAAGCCAAGAGGGUUUGCCCGAGAGCUGGAACCGGAGCGUAUCAUCGGGGCGACAGAUUCAAGCGGGGAGCUGAUGUUCCUCAUGAAGUGGAAAAACUCAGACGAGGCCGACUUGGUGCCGGCAAAGGAGGCGAAUGUGAAUUGCCCGCAGGUGGUCAUCUCGUUCUACGAGGAGCGUCUAACGUGGCACUCCUAUCCCACCGAGGGGGAGGAGGACAAGAAGGAGGAGAAGUAACGGAGCAGAGGGGCUCACACACCUCCCAUUUACUACUUUACACGACGAGAAAAUAAUCCCGACAUUUGCAGACGUGGUUUUCAGUUGUACAGAUGUAUAGUUCUCCGGGUGAUACUUCUCUCAACUCCUCUCGGACCUGGUUUAUUGCCUCUGACUGCCAGGGGCCGGGCAGGUUGUGUUUCAAAUCCAGCAUGACUUAUUUUUAAUUUCACUGUUUUAUUUUUCUCCAGGUUUUUGGGGGUAAUAACUAAUUGUAGAAGCCAAUGAGUUGUAGAUUAGUUGCCUUGGCUUAUAGCAUCGGGUUUGAGCCCGUGAAAGCAAAAGGAGUCUGCAGGUGCUGAUUUAAUUUACAGCCUCUUUUAGUGCAGUGUUUUUGUUGGGUUUAGCUCAGAUUGCACCUCCAGUCCUCCUCUCCCUUUGCACCUUCUUGGACCUGAAGAGCAGCUCAGGGUAGACUCACAUGUUGUGUACUCUCCACUGUGAGUUGAUGAAUGCCUGACCGAUUGCUGUUCCAACCAGCCUGUGGGAGGCUUGGUGACCGACACUGCCUCCCCCCCCACCCCCAACACUCCAUCCUGCAGUGAUGUUUCCAUUGUGGUGAAAGUCUGCUUCUGUUGGGCCCGCGCUGUUUGCUUGGUAAUGAGGAGGCAGAAGCACAGACAGUGGGUUAGGGCUUCAUUCUGUACAGUUACAAUCCCAGGCUGCUAACGGCCUUCAUCUGUUACUGGACCCAGUCGGCAUCACAGCCACACUGUGCUCUCUGCGACUUGCUUCACUCAUUCUCCACAGUCAAUGGGCUUCUGCUUGUCGGUGCCUGGGCCUGUGAGUGGUGCUGAGGCUUGGUGCAGACAGCGGAGAGACAUCGCUCUGCGACUGUGUGAACGGGCAAGGUGAGUGAGUCAGUGUUUUAAGGUAUUUGUCUCAAUUGGAGUUUUACCUCUGGGCCCCCAGUCCCACGUGUUGAUCUCUGCCUCUCCAGUAUUCUCUACUCGUUAUGGUUAGGUUAGGGGCGGGUUGUGAAUGUAGGUGAUGCCGCGGUACUGCGUCUCCACCAGUGAGCUGGGAAAUGCCGAGGCUGGGCACCAAACGUGGCACAGAGCGGGCAGAGGGAAGCGACACCAGAACAGGUACAGAGCUGGAUAUACACACACGCACACAGACACACGCACAAUGCUGGCUGCUGCCCUCAACGACAGCAGCUUCUCAUUCCAUCCCGCAAAACCAUUGCAUCGUCAACGAGUGAGAAAACCACCUCCUCGUCCUCUUUAGUUCAAUGUUCAGCCUACCCGGGAAGAGUAUAGGCAACAAACACAGCGUGGGUUUAUUGGUGUGUGUGUCUCCCUCCCUGGGGCAGCUGAGCCCAGUGUCAGUAGACAAUGAUGAGAGGGCAUUCUGUCCCCCGUGGAAGCUGGAGAAACCUGCCUUGCCCACUACUACUCAGCCAAGCCAGUAACAGUCACAGGUCAAGCUAAAGGGAGUGCCCCUCUGAUCUCUGCAGGGUUGCCAUAGUCUGCUCUGAACGGAAGCCACGCAAGGGGGAGUAGUUGUGUUUGACUUUUUCACGGGAGGAGUGUGGGCAGCAUCUGAUAUAAUCCACGUACUGUAUGCGGGGGCCAUGGAGGAGAUUCCUCCAGCUGGCUGUCUCAGCCAUCCAUUGUUCUCACACACCUGGUAUUGAUUUUGACAGUUUAUGUGUUAUUGGAGUACUUUCAUAGGUUUCAUACAUUGCAGCUCUUCUGUCAGACUUGCAUUUAAUCAUCAAGUGUAGUCUUUUAGAGGGGAGAUCUGGUUUUAAAGGAUCUGUUUUUGUAGAAUCCUUAGAGUAUUGUGAUACUGCACCUACACCCUGUGUGUCACUAAACAUGCGAGCAAAUAUUGUGUAAUAAAACCCAAAAAACAGC